AUGGGUGUGGGCCAGGCCCCAGGUGUGGGCCAGGCCCCAGGUGUGGGCCAGGCCCCAGGUGUGGGCCAGGCCCCAGGUGUGGGCCAGGCCCCAGGUGUGGGCCAGACCCCAGGUGUGGGCCAGGCCCUAGGUGUGGGCCAGGCCCUAGGUGUGGGCCAGGCCCUAGGUGUGGGCCAGGCCCCAGGUGUGGGCCAGGCCCCAGGUGUGGGCCAGGCCCCAGGUGUGGGCCAGGCCCCAGGUGUGGGCCAGGCCCCAGGUGUGGGCCAGGCCCCAGGUGUGGGCCAGGCCCCAGGUGUGGGCCAGGCCCCAGGUGUGGGCCAGGCCCCAGGUGUGGGCCAGGCCCCAGGUGUGGGCCAGGCCCCAGGUGUGGGCCAGGCCCCAGGUGUGGGCCAGGCCCCAGGUGUGGGCCAGGCCCCAGGUGUGGGCCAGGCCCCAGGUGUGGGCCAGACCCCAGGUGUGGGCCAGGCCCUAGGUGUGGGCCAGGCCCUAGGUGUGGGCCAGGCCCUAGGUGUGGGCCAGGCCCCAGGUGUGGGCCAGGCCCCAGGUGUGGGCCAGGCCCCAGGUGUGGGCCAGGCCCUAGGUGUGGGCCAGGCCCCAGGUGUGGGCCAGGCCCUAGGUGUGGGCCAGGCCCCAGGUGUGGGCCAGGCCCCAGGUGUGGGCCAGGCCCCAGGUGUGGGCCAGGCCCUAGGUGUGGGCCAGGCCCCAGGUGUGGGCCAGGCCCCAGGUGUGGGCCAGGCCCCAGGUGUGGGCCAGGCCCCAGGUGUGGGCCAGGCCCCAGGUGUGGGCCAGGCCCCAGGUGUGGGGUGGAGGGGUGAGUAA
This is a messenger RNA of Procambarus clarkii (red swamp crayfish), 819 nucleotides long. Lineage: Eukaryota; Metazoa; Arthropoda; Malacostraca; Decapoda; Cambaridae. The record is from RefSeq and is a predicted model, not a curated record.